AUGACUAACGUGAAAAAAGUCAUGGCCCAUGGCAGCAUGUAUAUUCAGAAGAAAUACAAAGAAAUGCUACAAUACAAAGAAUCGGAUGAAUGUGUGAACGAUUUGUUAGAAAAAAAUUCUAUAAAGCUAAUAGCAAUCGAUAUUGAUGGUACCCUAGCUGAUGACUCAAGUAGAAUUAGUAACGUCAACUUAAAUGCUAUAGAAAUAGCGAAGAGGCUAGGUAUAAAGGUAAUUUUAGCAACUGGAAAAUUACAUAAUUAUGCAAUGGAAAUGUUUACACAGAAACAAAAAGAAACAUAUGGAAUUGAAAAAAUGGAUGGUGUAUAUUCCCAUGGUGCAUACUUAAAUAUCAAAGGAGUUGAUUACAUAUAUCGUAAAUUCAGUAUGAGAGACUUAGAGUUUAUUUUAUUUGCUUUGUCAAAUUAUAAUAUUUUAAAAUAUAGUCUUUUUAUAACACCAAGUAUUGUAUAUGUAUUUAAUGAUGACCCAGAGUUUAAAAAAAAACAAUUUACAAUUCAUGGACAAGGGAAUAAAUCCAAUUCGAAUAUGAAAAAUUUGUUAUCUUUAGAUAAACGUUAUAAGGCUGUUGUGUUAAAAAACAUUAAAGACAUAUUCAUGAUUGGUGAUAUUGUUUCUAUAGAAAUUUAUGAAAAGCUAUAUCCUACUGAUGAUGAACCAUUUAAGGAUCUCCACAAUGUCUUAUUUCCCGAGUUGGAUAAUCGAUUCAAGAUAUAUGUACCCCCAAAUAAAGAAAAACUUGUUCUUUCACCUAUAAACACAUCCAAGAUACAAACUGUUCAGUUGUAUGCACAGUUUUAUGAUAUUUCUUUGAAUCAGAUUUUAUCUAUUGGAAAUGAUAAUAACGAUUUAGAGAUGUUGGCUUCCACAGGAUAUUCAGUUGUUGUCAAGAAUUCCACCAAGCAGGCAUUAAAGGUGGCAAGAUGUAUUAGCACCAAGACGAACAAUGAGAAUGCCGUGGCCAAUAUCAUAUUCAAGGUUAUCACAGGAAGAUACGUAUAA
Plasmodium gonderi is the source of this 1020-nucleotide messenger RNA. Its product is annotated as haloacid dehalogenase-like hydrolase. Lineage: Eukaryota; Apicomplexa; Aconoidasida; Haemosporida; Plasmodiidae. Gene Ontology annotation, molecular function: phosphatase activity; magnesium ion binding. Gene Ontology annotation, cellular component: cytosol. The transcript has 2 exons. The coding region runs from base 1 to 1020 and encodes 339 amino acids. The record is from RefSeq and is a predicted model, not a curated record.